GACUUCGCAACUCUGUUCCGGUACUGUCGAAGUGGGAAGGCAUGCUUGUUUGGUGUUAGUUCUGUCAAGACAUAACGAUUUCAAAUAGAUAUCAGUCUGAAUGCGACCAGAUGUGUACUUCUCAAUCUUCUGGAGGGCCUUCGUUGUCCUCUUUGUGUUAAUGACGACGUUUCGACCAAGGGAGGGCUCAAACUAGUUUCACAGGCGUUAGAAAAAUGUCUGCUAAAAGCCAAAGCAAGUCGGGAUUUUCGUUUUUAGUGCAGGCUUCAAAGUUCUAUUGCGAUCUUUGUCCGGAACAAUCUCGAUUUUUUAUGCAAAAAAGUCAGAAUAUGUCAUCUGGGGUAAAGAGGGUUGUACCAGAGGAGCUGUUCUGUUCGUACUGUUUCCAGUGGCGGCAGCCGGCUAACCACCGCAUGAGGCCACGCCCCAGACGGUGUGCGUCGGCGCGGGUCCAGAGCGUGCUGCGCAGGGAGGGGCGGGGCAAACGCCUCAGUAUGCCCCAGAGGGACCUCCUCCGACGCUACAGGAACGCCCCCUCCUACCUGAUGGCUACCUGCCACACCUGCAACAAGACCUCCAAGUACAGUGGAGCAAACCGGGACAUGCUGUUCAGCGUCUCCAGGACGCACAGCCACACACCGGGCAGCGCAGCCAAACGCAAAACACCCCAGUCCAGCGACAGAUCCAACAUAGCCACCCCCAAAUCUGUGUCUAAGGAGAAGACGCUGAGCAGCACGCCCAGGUCUAACUCCACUGCCUCCUCCUCCUCCACCCCGGCCUCCAAGCCCUCCAGCACCAAGAAGUCUGUCUUCUCUCGCCUCAGGAAGUUCCUGCUGCUGGACGACAGCCAGAAGAAGAAGACUAAAGGCGGCCUUAAAGACUUCCUGUCUUCCCUCUGAUUGGCCACCCAAGCGAUCUUCCGUUUUACCAACAAACUGUUGCUUAGUGCCGACGGUAAAAGCCUGCUUCCCCCUCCCACCUUGCCCCUGGAGUGACGCAGGUCUGCAGGGCGGGGUGAAGGGGCCCGGAGGGGUCGCUCAGUCUGUAGAGCCCUGGGAGGGGGGCUGUGGAGCCUCACUGCCCCUUUUGUAUGGCAGGAAAACUACAGGAAGCUGAGCUCUUCUUCUGUGGUGUGAUGACACAAGCCAAAUCACUGCCAAGACAGUGGUUUGAGAGGGCUGUGUUUUGUUGAAAAUGUAAAAAAUGAAUACAUUUACACAAGGAUAAAUAUUGAUGGGCAGAUAAUUAAGAGUAUUUAAAUGUGACUUUUUACGUUGGUUGACCCAUCUAAAUGUUCUUGCUGUAGUGGCCUUCUCAAGUGUCUCAUAAGAAGUAAGUGGAUAGUUAGGGCUCAACCAUGUGUUCACCACUAUCUAAACAUCACCAGGUCAGGUUUUCUUUUCCUACUUGUUUUCUACAUUUCUUUUGUACAUACAACUAAAUAAUUGACAUUUUGUAAAAGGGUGCAUAUGCAAUAGUUUUGACUUUAAAAAUAUUUUUUUUGUGAUGCCUUUACUGUUUACUAUUGAUCAUUUUGCUCGACUGUAAAACAAGAUUUAUUGACAACACAAUGUUCUUUUAGCUGUGAUUGCCCCAACAAAUGAUUCAUGAUUCAUUUAGUACCAGACAGUUCUGUUUGGGUGUUUUGGAGUCAUAUUAUAAUCUCAUGUAUAGGUGCAUUCAUUAUUUCACGGCAAUCCUGAAAUACCUCACAUUUGUUUUCCUACAUGACUUGUUUUUCUGAAAUAAAACUUUUCAGAUG
Hypomesus transpacificus is the source of this 1762-nucleotide messenger RNA. It is a transcript of the gene rmp24, whose product is annotated as chromosome 4 C18orf21 homolog. The record is from RefSeq and is a predicted model, not a curated record. Lineage: Eukaryota; Metazoa; Chordata; Actinopteri; Osmeriformes; Osmeridae. The transcript is spliced from 5 exons. Bases 216 to 899 code for a protein of 227 amino acids.